Messenger RNA from Anopheles nili, 978 nucleotides. RefSeq names its product homeotic protein antennapedia (gene Antp). The record is from RefSeq and is a predicted model, not a curated record. Lineage: Eukaryota; Metazoa; Arthropoda; Insecta; Diptera; Culicidae. The coding region runs from base 1 to 978 and encodes 325 amino acids. The transcript has 3 exons. Gene Ontology annotation, cellular component: nucleus. Gene Ontology annotation, biological process: anterior/posterior pattern specification; negative regulation of transcription by RNA polymerase II. Gene Ontology annotation, molecular function: RNA polymerase II cis-regulatory region sequence-specific DNA binding; DNA-binding transcription factor activity, RNA polymerase II-specific.
AUGACUAUGAGUACAAAUAACUGUGAAAGCAUGACAUCAUACUUCACCAAUUCCUACAUGAACUCAGACAUGCACGGCCACUACCCGGGGACGGGCGUGGACGGGCUGGACACGAGUCAGCAGAUGUACAGCCAUCAUAACCAGGCCCACGCGAAUCAGGCAAAUAUGCCUCCAUAUCCGCGAUUUCCUCCGUACGAUCGCAUGGGCUACUAUCAGCAGACGAUGGAUCCGGCCGGGUAUGCACGGGCAGACAGCCCAUCGAGUCAGGUGGGUGGCGUGAUACCUCCUCAGACGAAUGGCAAUCCUCUGCAGCAGACGCAAGUACAACCCCAGCAACAGCAACCCAUCGUUUACGCGAGCUGUAAAUUACAGGCUGCCGUCGGUAACGGUCCGAACGGGCUAGGCUCUUAUGGAGCCGAGAACGGGUCUCCACCGCUGGAACAGAUGGGGCAUCACAUGAGCACGGCACAAAUGACAAUACCUCAGCACCACAUGGGUCAUUCGCAGGGGCAGGAGUGCUACCCAGAACAAGUACACCAGAACCCGCAGCAUAUGGGCAUGUAUACGAAUACCGGUGGAGGCCCACCGGGAGUUGUUCCACAGCAACCGCCAAAUAUGAUGCAUCAGCAACCUCCUCAGCUGCAUCAAGGACAGCAGCCACCGCCAAAUAGUCAGAACACCAGCUCUGGGCUCCAAUCACCAUUGUACCCAUGGAUGAGGAGUCAGUUUGAGCGAAAGCGUGGUCGCCAAACUUACACCCGUUAUCAAACGUUGGAAUUGGAGAAGGAGUUUCACUUCAAUCGCUACCUUACCCGGCGACGAAGGAUUGAAAUCGCUCAUGCCCUUUGUCUCACAGAGCGGCAGAUCAAGAUUUGGUUCCAGAACCGACGGAUGAAAUGGAAAAAGGAAAAUAAAACCAAAGGGGAACCUGGUUCGGGAGAUGAGAACGACAUGACACCACCGCAGUCUCCAGCAUAA